This is a messenger RNA of Passer domesticus (house sparrow), 3525 nucleotides long. RefSeq names its product neutrophil cytosolic factor 4 (gene NCF4). Lineage: Eukaryota; Metazoa; Chordata; Aves; Passeriformes; Passeridae. Bases 1629 to 2744 code for a protein of 371 amino acids. Gene Ontology annotation, biological process: phagocytosis; respiratory burst; superoxide anion generation. The transcript has 19 exons. The record is from RefSeq and is a predicted model, not a curated record. Gene Ontology annotation, cellular component: cytoplasm; NADPH oxidase complex. Gene Ontology annotation, molecular function: superoxide-generating NADPH oxidase activator activity; protein binding; phosphatidylinositol binding.
CGGUUCUCCCCGCCCACUAGCAGCGCUGUCAAUCAAAGCAGGCGCCCCGCCUCUCCCAGUGGAGCCGCGGCAGCACGGGAGAGGAGAAGGGGAAUUCUGCCCGGCAACUAAGGACGUCAUCGAGAGCCGGCUUGUUAUUGGGUGCAUAAGCCUUUGUUGAGCUUUGCUGCUUUAUUGACUAGAAGAGCACUAACCAGAAAUGUUCUUCCUCCCUUGUGAAGUAAUUAUCCCACAUUAGGAGAUCCUACAGUCCGAAAAGUUUUGAAGAUUGAUGUAUUGUGCAGACAGGAUGGCUGAAAUCUUUGUUUUGUCUUUUAUCACUUCUACUGUAUUACAACAGAAGACAAUUAUGGAACACUUACUGUUCAGGGCGAAAAAGAUUUAAGAUGGCAAUUAAGAAAUUUAAGAUUCAUCAUCUUCUGACCACAUUGGUGGAAGGUGGAGGGGGUUUGACACUGCACAGAAGAUGAUCAUGUCUUACAGGAACUGGCUGCAAUUUUCAGCUCUUUGAAACUGCUUCAUCAGCCACAAGUUCAAACCGUGGGACAGGAGCCGCUAAAGGAAUGUGCAAUCGUGGUGUGGAAGCUCAGACACUGCAAGGGAGUGCUGCACGGCGCGCUGCCUGCAAGACCUUGUGAGGAGCUGUCUCCGGGGAGGAAAAAAACAAACAACCCAGAGCCCUUGAAAUCGGAGCCGAGUUUACCUGCUCCACCUCCCUCGUCCUUUCACCGCACCCGCUUUUGUCCCACCCAGGCAGCCUAAUAACUAUGAUGUGGAUUGGAAAUACCGUACAGUGACCUCCAAAACGUGUGAUGGACUUUUUUCCCCCCUUCCUCAUGCAUUCUUAUUCCCGCCGCGUUAAAUUUUCCCAUUACAUAAAAUUAAGGAGGCUCAGUCUUCCGUGAUCUGCCUGAGAUCUGUCAUUAGUUGCUGUUAAUUGCAUCUGCUCCGGGACUUGGGGACUUCAUAGAACAAUGGAAGCUAAUGAGUAAAACAGCUGGUGGAUCCAGCAAAGCAAUUUGUCGCUCCUUCUGACUCUCCGGCUUCUGCGCUGAGCCGGGCUCAGCGGGUCUUGCUCUUCUGUCUGUCCGGGAAGGUCAUCGCACAGAGCGGGACAGACGGAGGCGGCUCCCCGGGAUGGUGCGGUCAGCCAGGUUGCCUAAAUGAAAGGCUACAGGAUGAAAAUCUCUGCCCUUGCUACCUGUUCUAAACUUCUUAAGAGAAUGAACAGACAUUCAAGUGUUAGCUUGUCCAGCAGCACUCACCUGGGAUCCCCUCAGUCCCCUCACUGUCUGUUUUUGAUACAGUGAAGAUUGGAGUGGAGAGAAUAGAGUGGUAUGGGGUGUUCUUCUUCUGGCAAUAUCAGCACCAAGGAAGCAGCAGUACUAAAAGACCCUUGUGGCCAACAGCCUGAUUUAGUUUUAGAGCAGCCAGACAGAAUCUAAUAUGGAGAAAAAAAGGAAAAGUGUGCAUCUUAAAUUGACUGAGUAUUUGCAAUUGCUGGCAAAUCCACUGGAUGCAUCUUCUGACAAAAUGGACAGGAUGAGCUGGAGAUAGAUCCCUGCGGAAGGAGGAGAAGGAGGCAAAAAUGUAUUGAACAUGAAAAUGGAAGAGAGUCAACGACUGAAAUGGAGAGGAACUGCCCAAGAAGUAGAGGAAUAGAUCUUAGUCAUCUGGAUUUAAGAAGAACAAUGUCUCUUCCCCGACAGCUGCGAGAAAAGAGUGAUUUUGACCAGCUUCCAGAUGAUGUACCUGUUUCAGCUAAUAUUGCAGAUAUUGAAGAGAAGAAAGGCUUUACUAAUUACUAUAUGUUUGUCAUUGAAGUAAAGCUUAAAGGUGGUGGCAGAUACCUGAUUUUCCGGCGCUAUCGUGAGUUCUAUGCCCUGCACACCAAACUAGAGGAGAGAUAUGGGCCAGAGAGCAAUAACAGCCCAUUUACCUGCACACUCCCUGUACUGCCAGGAAAAGUUUUUGUUGGUGCCAAAAAGGAAAUUGCUGAGAACAGGAUUCCUAUCCUAAAUGUCUACAUGAAGAACCUGCUCUGCCUCCCUGCUUGGGUGUUGAUGGAUGAGGACGUUCGGCUGUUCUUCUACCACUCAACCUUUGAUGGUGAGCAGGUGCCUCACAGACUGAGACGGCUUCGCCCACGGACACGCCGAGUUAAGAGCAUUUCAGAUCAAGUGCCUGUUUUUGACCGCACCGCAGCUCCCCGGGCUGAGGCACUGUUUGAUUUUUCUGGAACAAAUAAACUGGAACUCAAGUUCAAGAAGGGAGAUUUGAUCUAUCUACUCAGCAAAGUAAACAAAGACUGGUUGGAGGGAACUGCUGAUGGUGCCACUGGAAUUUUCCCAUGUGCUUUUGUGAAGAUCAUAAAAGAUUUACCACAGCAGGAAGACACAGUUAAUAAAGUUCGCUGUUAUUACUAUGAUGAGACUGUGAGCACCAUCAGGGACAUCUCAGUGGAAGAGGAUCUGAGCAGCAUUCCAUCAUUCAAAGAUCUAAUGGAAUUGAUGAGGCAGGAGUUUAACCAAGAAGACAUUGUUUUGAAUUACCGGGACGCUGAUGGUGAUCUGAUCCGCUUGCUCUCCGAUCAGGAUGUUGAACUCAUGGUGUCUCACAGCAGAAAAAAUCCCUCUGAGAAGCACUUUUUCCCUUGGAAGUUGCACAUCACUCACAAAGAUGACUUGGGUGUCUACAACACUAGUCCAGGAACAGGUGCUCCUCAAACAGUAGGAGCAAUGUAAGUGCUAUAUAGGUAUCCCUCUCUGCAGGCAGUUUCCUUCAACAUGUCUUUGAAGUGUCCUUGAAAUGAGUAAUUUUUAGUGAUAUAUUACCUUUCAGUGUAAAAUCUGUACUUAGUUAACUUCUUCAGCUUUUUAGCACACAUCUGCAAUACAGACAUGCACAAAGAGACCAGAGAAGGUGAGGAAUAGAGAAAUAAAAUAAUGAGCCAUGUUUACAAAGCAAGUCAGUGUCAGCCUGCAACAGAGGUCUCCUGAGCCCCUAGACCUGCUCUAGUUUCUGUUCUCACUCCCGAGGCUAGUUAUUUGUCCAGAAUGUCUUCAUAAGCUUUUGUUUUUUCUCUAGACUCUCAUAAAUUUCUCUUCAUUUGCUGAUUUGAAGGUUUGUGGGCCAUUGUGUAAUUAUUUCUCUCAUGUUGGAGUCUGACUGGGUGUUCAGAGUUUGUCCUAGGAGCAUCAAGAAAACUUUUUUGGAUUGCAGUGAAGAAAUUGCAGCCCAUCUUAGCUUUCUUCUUUUCCACUGACGAAUAUAUUGAAUUCUGUGAAUCAAACCUAGUACACCUGUGGUGUUCCUUAAAGACCUUUAUAUAAUUGUACAAUCCACUUAUUUUCAUGUUCUGGGAAAAUGUGUAGGAUAUCUACUCAAACAGCAGUUUCUUCUCUGUCUUCUGCUUUCUGACACUGCAUUCAAAGUAGAACAAACAAGAAAUUACUGUAUCAGAUUCUUAACAAAUAAAGUUAAACAUUAGUUCGUCAAUGUUUAUUUAAAAGUGGGUUUUUUUUU